GAGUUUAUCCGGAAAUUUACCGAAACGGGCCAGCUCAGCAAGUUUCAUUUAGAGUAGCGAGCACACCCUUUUGGAUCUCUCAAACGGAUUGAUGAUUGAGGCAAAUGCCAUAUUCUCUGACCAUGACAGAUGAGAUGGGACCUGCUGAUCAGAUCGAGAUCUGGAACAAGGAUCAGGAAGACGUGGUGGAAGUCACCCAUAUGAACGAGAGGACUCUCCAUGACGAAGACCAAGCAGAGGGCAGUCGUCCGUCAAAAGUAGCCAGAAAAGAGAAAAAACGGAGACAGACGCAGGCCUGCGACGCUUGUAGGGCGAGGAAGGUCAAAUGUGAUCGGACAGAUCCUGGCAAUGCGGCGUUGGGCAUGGCCAGUCCAAGCAAAUGUGGACCUUGCAGGGCUGUCGGCGUGCCAUGUACUUUCAAUUACACUCAAAAGAAGCGUGGACCGCCGAACCAGGUUGUCAAACAAUUACAGACUGGGUCCGAAGCUGAGGAGCCUGCGUCUCCGGAUAUCUCUCAGUCCAUGUCAGUCUCAAGAUCGCUACCCGCCCAGCUGUCAUCUGCGCUACGCUAUCCACCAAAUCCUGCCCGUCAAGAAGUGUCAGCGCCCUAUGUCACUGCCACGAGCUAUUAUCGCUCGUCAAUUGUACCUGGUAAUCUGGGUCAAGGCACACUAGCAGAGCAGCAUGCCAUGCAAGCCAGCGCACUUAUGAGGCAGGGCGCCUCGUUUGGCAAAUUUAGGGCCAUAGACGUGGAACGAGAUUGGGAGCCUCAUCUCUUGAUGACAUUGGAGGCUACCGCCCCUGGAGGCAGAGCGUAUCAAUUCUUCCGGAAGGAAGAAACCCCUCGAGCCGCCAGCGAGCGACAGCAGUCUAAUCCACCGCUAAGUCCGCUUACUCUCGCAUCACUUGGCCUGUCUCGUACAAGUCACGGGAACCAUACACCCUCGAUUCACCCAAGGAUGAUCGACCUGUCUGUUCAGCCUCGAGGCCCCUUGGACUCCAUCAUGCCGCGCUGGCGAUCCCUUCGGGUUAUGGAGCUAUUCUUCGACUACGUAUACCCUCUGAGCCCCUCCUUCGACCAGAUCCAGCUCAUGCGUGAUCUGCAAGCUCGGCGUGAAACUCAAGAAGGAGAGACCGAUUGGACUGCAAUGGUCCUCGCUAUCAUGGCUCAUACACUGGCCCAGAUCCCAUCUUGCUUCGUGCCUUUGUCCAAGAGCGAAGCGAGCGACCUCAUGGGCAAAUGUUACCGAUCGGCACGAAAAAUGCUGGAAGAGGAAUACGAGGAUGCGAGCCUAGAGAGGGUCGCGGCAUUGGGUCAUCUCGCAUGGACAGCCAGGAUCACAGGUCGCAGUGCCGUUGCGAAAAGCCUGACAGGGCAAGCAUGGGCCACGAUCCUUGAUUUACGGUUGGACAAAUCAUUGGACUUCGGAGCCCAGGAGACGAUGGUACAUGAACGCACUUUUGAGCUUGUCUCAAUACUGGAUAAGACUUUGGCAUUCUCCGAUCGACUGUAUCCAAUCAUUCCUUCAGACUUCAGGUUGAAGAUCAACCAAACCCUAUCAACCCUGUUGCCGAACGAAAUGGGUGAUUAUCUUGUGACAGGUCUACUCGAAGAUCUCCGUCAUGGACGGCCGAAUAGAUUGAUCAAUGAGCUGUAUACAUUGCUCGGCUGCGUAGCAGAGUGGAGGCAUCAGGGCACAGACCAGAUCGUGGACGCUGAUACGGACUGGACUCUUCGCCGCUUCGAGUUGAUUGAGCAAGCUCUGGAUCGGAAGACUGGCGCAUUCGAUGGCUGGCUAAUAAACGAGCUGUUCCAGCAAGAGGAGAUUAUGACCGAGGCGAGCAAAUCGUUAGAGGAUCAAGACACAGAUGUCAGGACGCUCUUCGCCGAACCUAAUUCCACCUCGCAUAUUCACGAGGACACUGGUCUCCUACAAUGGGUACAAUUUGAGCUCGUCAUUUGCUUGGCACACUGUAGUCUUUCAAGCUACGCCGAUGAAAUCCUCGAUGAUCUGCGGUCUGAGGACCCAGACGCGGCUGCCAGAUUGGUCAAGUUCGCACCACAAAAUGGCAAGACUAUCCUUUACAACUCUGUGGACAACCGUGUUCUCGAUCUCAUGGAUGAUGGGGCAACAGCCUGGAUGGAGGAGGUAGAACAGAAAGUCUUUGUCUGCCUCGAGAAAGUCCCCAUGCAGGUGAUCUGCCUGAAUCACCCGACCCUGGUUCCUCUUAUCCGAGAGCUGUUUAGACGUAUCUCGGGUCAUUGGUCCAACGCGGGAUCUGACCUGCCUUCUGCUGGACGGCCGACCCGGUCUCGCGAGUUUCUUACUGAAUAUCAUUCCAGACUCGACAGUCUGAGUCACCUCUGGUCCGACGUUGGUACACCUUGAGUCCAAAAUGGAUCCAGUUAUGCCUUUGCAAGCUCCCGGCUUGCAUGUAUUUUUGCGUAGAUCAGGUCUU
Molecule: messenger RNA, 2460 nt
Organism: Kockovaella imperatae
Lineage: Eukaryota; Fungi; Basidiomycota; Tremellomycetes; Tremellales; Cuniculitremaceae
Exons: 15
Coding region: 105-2390 (761 amino acids)
Biological process (GO): regulation of DNA-templated transcription
Molecular function (GO): zinc ion binding; DNA-binding transcription factor activity, RNA polymerase II-specific
Source: RefSeq, a predicted model, not a curated record